This is a messenger RNA of Anoplophora glabripennis (Asian longhorned beetle), 698 nucleotides long. RefSeq lists its product as uncharacterized. Lineage: Eukaryota; Metazoa; Arthropoda; Insecta; Coleoptera; Cerambycidae. Gene Ontology annotation, biological process: defense response to bacterium. The coding region runs from base 64 to 552 and encodes 162 amino acids. Gene Ontology annotation, cellular component: extracellular region. The transcript is spliced from 2 exons. The record is from RefSeq and is a predicted model, not a curated record.
UUCUAUUCGCAGCUUCCAGUACAUGUAGGUUAAUUGCAGUAGUUGCACAUAAUAGAGUCCAAAAUGAAAUACUUCGCUUUGCUAGCUGUUUUUGCUGCGGUUGCUACUGCUAUUCCCGUUGGAUUUGUUGAAGAUGAAGUUGGACAACAAUAUGUUUUGGUGCCUGUGAAUCGUGAAAAAAGGCAAGCAACAAAAUUGGAUAUUUCCAACACAGGGGUGACCCUUGGACAUAAAGGCAACAUUUUCGACAGCAACAGCCAUAAACUGGAUGGUAGCGCCUAUGCCACCAAGAACUUUGGUACACGUGGACUCGAUCAAUUUGGAGGACGUCUGGAUUACGCCCAUAAGCCUUCCGCUUCUAAUGUUUUCUUAGGUGCCGAUCAAACGCGUCAUUUUGGUACGGAUGUAAAAGCUGGGGCUCAGUAUAACUUUGUUCACAAAAAGGAUUUCGAUGUGGGCGUUGUUGGCCAGUACGAGAGACACUUUGGAGGACCGUUUGGGACUGGAAAGCCUCAAGGAUAUGUGGGACUUACUGCCACAGGAAGAUUUUAGAAGACUUACUUUAAAUUACUGAAUAUAUUUAUUUCCUAAUGUUUUUAAUUACUAACAUAAACAUUUAAAAAGUGAUAUUUAAACACACAGUUACUAGAAGUGUAAGGUUAGUAUUUUAAACUAAUAAAAUUAUGAUUUAAAGAAAA